AUGGACGACCCCGAAGCCACGUCAUGUGGCUCUUCUGGUGAGUCUGGUGUGCCUGUCAGAUUGAUACAGCCAUCAGAACCAUCUUUAGAACAUCCGCUAAAGGCCCCAGUCGCUUCUCGAAACCCAUUUUUCUUAGCACAAGAUGCUUCCAGGGAACCGCAUCGGGCCGAUACGCGCUCAAUGUCGCCGCUUGAGGUUUCCGGAGAUGUUUUGAGUGAAAUUUCCGCAGAUCAUUCGCAAAUAGUUGAGGAUGAAGAACCAGAGCAAGACCAUCAGAACGAUUUGAUCACCGCAUCUUCGAAGAACCCGAGCAUAGUGAUGGAGUUAGACAUGGACUGCAACGUGAGGUAUCUCUCCCGCAAUUGGGAGUAUGUUGUGGGAACAAAUCGCCACAAAAUUGUGGGAACCCCCGCCGGUUCUGUGGUUCUAGGAGAUGAUCUUGACGCAAAAGUCUUCAACCGGGCGGUGGAUUCGAUGAUGAUUGACGAUUCCAGUUAUCGUGUGCGAUUCCAGACUUUAACCAACACAUUGAAACCCAUUGUUUCGAACAGUACGGACGAAUUUGAUGCUAGUAGCGCUGAAUCAGAACUGUCCAACGACGGAGGUUCCAUCGAACUGGAAGGUCAGGGUAUCUUGAUUCACGACACCGCCACGAACCUUCCAACGCAUUCCAUGUGGAUUCUAAAACCUUUUGUACCAAUAAAGGAACUUGUUUUGGAGCUUCCACACGAGUUGGUGCAAAAUCUAGGCUUUGGAGUGAAUAUACUAGAGUCCUACUUGCUGCAGCUGAUGGAGGAGGGUAUCAUUGACCCAGAUGCUGUUCCGAGUCCCACAACGGAGCUCUGCCGCAUCUGUGAGCAGCUUGUGCCGUCUUGGUGGCUCGAAAAGCACUCAGAACUAUGUGUUCUCGAACAUAGGGCAGAGGAAAUGGUCCAAUUGAAACACGAUCAGCUUCAAGACCACCGCAAGCUGGUGGUACAAAUCAUGGAAGCCGUGGCAACAAAAAGCCCCACUUUGACGGAAUAUCGCGGUUAUCCUCUUCCAACUUUGCCGGAGGCCAAUUCAGCACAGAUACGACGAAUACACGUGUUCAACAAGCGGUUUCCAUUCAAGAACUUCGACAAGUUGCUGGAGUACUGUGAUGAUGCCUUGGGCGUGAAUCCAGGUGAGCUCGUAGAGCUCGAAGGUACUAAUCAAAUUGCGUAUUCUCCGCAAACAAAUGAAUCAAUAAAGCGUUUCAUGGAAAUGAAAUUACCUGAGUCAAAUGACAUGGCUGUCAAGCUGUUGACAGAAGAUGCCGAACGACUUGCCCAAGACAAACUGGAUGCCAUCUACAGAUUUGGGUCAGUUCUUCAGUAUUCUGACAAGAUCAAUAAGGAAACUAAUGAGAUGGUUUUGAAGACUGUUGAAAGCACAGUUCGCAAAAUUCGUGAUCGCACAAAUGACUACUCUGCUAUCACAGACGAUGAGUAUUCGCGGGCCUCUACACCCACUCCAGAAGUACAUUUGAGGCUCCAUUCGCCUCAGCCGACUCGACAAGGUCUUUUCGAGACUCCAGACUUUCGUAAGGCCAGUCGAUCUGGCUCUGUCACGCCAAAAAACGACUCUGGGUCUCGUCUGAAGACUCCCACUAUUGUAGAAGGUGAGGAGCCCAUAUCCAGAGGUCGUGGUUCAAGGAGUUCAGGUGGGGGUACUGGUGUGCACCAGCCUUCACCCAGACGCCAGCUUUCCCCCAAUUACUUUCAACAAAGUCCGAUGACGUCUAUUCAAAGGAACACCAAGGCCAGAAGCAUCUCCGGCUCAAAUACCCCAAUCGCAUCUCCGUUACUUCUGAGCUCGGACUGUCAUCAUACACCUUCAGAUUACACGCAUCUGUCUCUUCUAUCUGCAGGGCACGGUUCCGGGUCGAUUUCAUCUUCGAAAACCGCGCCAUUAUCGCCAUUGCUGGUAUCUACUUCAAAACCUAGUUUUCCAUCACAGCGUGAUUACGAGGUGAUAAAGCCCAUCAGCAAAGGCGCCUUUGGCUCCGUUUUCCUGGUGCGUCGCAAGAUAACGGGUGAGUAUUUUGCGAUGAAAGUGCUCAAGAAGUCAGAUAUGAUAGCCAAGAAUCAGGUUACCAAUGUCCGAGCCGAGCGAGAAAUCAUGAUGUCGCAGGCGGAGUCUCCGUAUGUAGCAAAACUUUACUCAUCUUUCCAGACGCGUGAUUAUCUUUAUCUGGUGAUGGAGUAUCUCAAUGGUGGGGAUUGUGCUACUUUAGUGAAAAACAUGGGAUCCUUGCCUGAAAUGUGGGCCAAGCGCUACAUUGCAGAAGUUAUAGUCGGAAUUGACGAUCUCCACCAAAAAGGCAUUGUUCAUCGUGAUUUGAAGCCCGAUAACUUGCUGAUUGAUUCAAACGGACAUCUUAAACUCACUGAUUUUGGGCUUUCGCGGAUGGGUUUGGUUGGUCGUCAAGCCCGCAAAUCUGUGAGUGUGCACAGCGAUCCUGCUAUUCUGGAUCCAUUCCUGCACAGAAGAAGCUCCAGCAAUGUGACACCAUUCUCAUUGUCUCCGACUUUUGACAGCGUCCAUCCUCGACUCGAAGAUUCACUUGGGCACUCGCCAGAACCGUCAUUUAGGCGUUCAAACUCAAACGCAAGCUCUAACGGUUCCCCGUUACUUAGACCGUUAGUUGACGAAUCUGCCGAUGGCUACGCCCUUUUUGACCCGCGAAUCUCAACCCAGAGCCGCAAAUUUGUUGGAACUCCAGACUAUCUUGCUCCAGAAACCGUCCAGGGUGUUUCUCAGGAUGAAGUCUCUGAUUGGUGGUCCAUCGGAUGUAUAAUGUUUGAAUUUCUGUUCGGGUAUCCGCCAUUUUCGGGGCAUACGCCAGAAAUGGUAUUCGAAAACAUCCUGCAUGGACCGAUCCAAUGGCCGAGCUUGCCAGAACUUGAGUUCCGGGAAUACUGCUCUGAUCUGGCACGCGACUUGAUUACAAGGUUGUUAGAGAAGGACCCAUCAAAACGGUUGGGAGCAUCUGGUUCUGCUGAAAUCAUGGAUCAUGCCUAUUUUCACGGGCUUGACUGGUCCACCCUAUUCAUAGAAGAGGCCUCCUUUGUGCCCAACCAGGAAGAUCCUGAGUCUACCAACUACUUUGAUCCUCGUGGUGCCGAUAUGAAGAUUUUCGCCCAGGAAGAAGAUGAAACCAUCACUGCUGAGGAUUAUGCCGGCGAGGCUGAUGACGAGCAUGAAGAGCGCAAGCGAAGCUCUGGCUCAAACUCGAACUCUGGUUCGGCUGAACGUAUGAGGUCUGGAAGUGUAGUUGCUCGGUCUAAUUCGAGUUCUUCUGCAACAGCAGGUUCUACGCCGAAGACCUCGGCUGUUCAAAAGGAACGUCGCGGUUCAAGGUUGAACGAUUCCAACUCCGAAUUUGGCUCUUUCAACUACAAAAACGUUUCUGCACUCGAACGGGCCAACAAAGAUGUCAUCACGAGGUUGCGUACUGAACAUCUAGAGCAUCGUAGCUCGUUCUCUAGUGUUUCGUCUUCUGAUUCGACGCCUGGUUCAGGGGGCAGUCAAUUCUUUCGACAAAGAACCGCCAGUUCCAGCGCCAGCGCCAAAUUCCUGGCAACUUCGCCCUCGGUACGUUUCCACGCUGUUGAAGACGAUUCUGGGCGCUCUUCGCCUCUCGCUCUGACCCGGGCUGAUUACGGAUCUCCUAUAGCAAAGCCGAAGUCCAAACAGUCUGACGGCCAUCUUGGCAAGUUCUUCAGCCGAGGGUUGAAUCGGACCCUAAGCGAUUUCUCCCCUUCUGGGUCUGAUACGGAAGAUUCGCGAAGUUCUGCCCUGAUGAGGGUAAACCUGCGGCGCAAUUCGCGCAAAGUGCGGACUUCGUCUUCCACAAGUACGGAUUUUGACUCUAUGCUGAUUGCGAUGGAUGUGCUGAUUUGCGAGCCAAUUCCGAUCGUCAGAUACUCUAUCGAAGAAAAUCUCAGACGGCUCGGUUGCGAGGUUGUUCCAACUUCGAAUCCAGACGAUAUGAUUAGGUCUGCAACUGGAGGUGUGAAAUUCGACGUGAUUUUCACUGCUCUGAAGCUGCCACGGCUCGACUGUGUUGAUGUAGUGAAGCUGAUCAAGCACACCUCUAGCAUCAACUCGAACACGCCAAUUGUGGCGAUAACAGCAUUUUCGUCGGAGGCUUCUGGAGCGGGGGUGUUCGAUGAUGUUAUUGAGAAGCCAGCGACACUUGCAGUUUUGAAGAGGUGCCUGUUGAAGUUGAGGCAGAAGAAGGAGUUGGACAAUCAAGAGGCAAUAUCUGACACAGAGGGCGAAAUUGAGUCUGAAAGCCGAGGCGAGGCAGAGAAGCCUUUGGCAGAGAAGCCUUAG
Kuraishia capsulata CBS 1993 is the source of this 4362-nucleotide messenger RNA. RefSeq lists its product as uncharacterized. Gene Ontology annotation, molecular function: ATP binding; protein serine/threonine kinase activity. Gene Ontology annotation, cellular component: nucleus; cytoplasm. NCBI's taxonomy places the organism in Eukaryota, Fungi, Ascomycota, Pichiomycetes, Pichiales, Pichiaceae. The transcript has a single exon. Bases 1 to 4362 code for a protein of 1453 amino acids. The record is from RefSeq and is a predicted model, not a curated record. Gene Ontology annotation, biological process: peptidyl-serine phosphorylation; phosphorelay signal transduction system.